UGUCACGUGUGCAUUAUUGUGAGUAGAUGGUGGCGGCUCGGUGAGGCCUUCAUCCAGCAGUGGAUAGACCACGGCUGAUGACGAUAAUGCGAACAACAUUGUUGGAACUAACAUUGCGUGGGGAGACAACACAGUCUGGCGAGCUCCGUGAUCUCAGGUGUCGUCGUGUCCCCUACAGGUGAAGAGUGACUUCACGACCGAGUUCACAGCUUCAGUGGCUGACCUGCGUGUCAUCUCAGCGAGUAGUAGUCCCCUCCCUCUAGACCCGCUAAAUAUGGAAACAUGCACUGGGUAUUUAAGGUUUGCACGUUUUGGCAUCAGGUGAAGCUCAUCGACUGUGCGGUGGUGGUUUCCGUUCACCUGUUCUCGCCUCGGGUUUAUCAUCGUGCGCAAGAUGGCGGUAACUCCACUCUCCAUCGUGGCGGUAGCCUGCUUCUGCUGCCUGGGGUCGAACCGUGAUGUCGCCGCCGUGCCGGCAGGGAACCUUGCACCCUUCGACUCCUUGGGCACCCUGGGCACAACCACUGCGUACGAGCGGCGCAUCCGGCCCAACGUGGGAGGACCUCCGGUGGUUGUAAAUGCCAGCAUUGUCAUCAAACGGUUUGGCCCCGUUACGGAGACAUCCAUGGACUAUCAGAUAUCAAUUUUCCUUCAACUUCGCUGGAACGAUCCCCAAAUACAACAGCUGCUGGCAAACGCAAUGCUCAAGGAAGACUCAAUUGACCUCGGCAACAACUAUUAUGACCUGCUGUGGAAGCCGGUACUUUUCUUCGAGAACGAAAAGUCAGCGAACGUCCACGCCAUCACAUCUGAUAACAAGAUGCUGCGGCUCUACAGGAAUGGGGACGUGUUCCACUCCAUGAGGGUGACAAUGCUCCUGGAGUGUGCCAUGAUCCUGCGUGACUAUCCCAUGGACCUACAGCACUGUCACAUGAACAUGGAGAGCUAUGGUUACACAACGAACGACGUCAUCCUUCAGUGGAACAGCACGGAUCCCGUGAUAUUCAACGUGAGCACGGCCACCACCACCUUCACCGUGUCGGAGAAGGGGAUCCUGGGCAACUGCAGCAAGACGUAUGACAGUGGCCCGUAUUCGUGCAUCUCGGUGGAGUUCGACCUCUCACGUGACAUUGGCUACAACCUGAUCCAGCUCUACAUUCCCAGCAUGCUGCUUGUCAUAAUCUCCUGGCUCUCAUUCUGGAUUGACAUGUCUGCUGCGCCGGCCCGGGCUAGCCUAGGCAUCACCACCAUCCUCACCAUCACCACGCAGAGCUCGGCUGCCAACUCGCAGCUUCCCAAGGUGUCGUACAUCAAGGCGAUCGACGUAUGGAUGGGCAUGUGUCAAGUGUUUGUGUUUGCGGCGCUCUUGGAGUUUGCGGCCGUAAACGUGAUGGCUCGACAGGGCAAACAUGCCGUGAAGCUCGUGGGUGAGAACAGCUCACCCAAGGAGAAGGUCGGAGCCGAGGACAAGAAGAAGAUGUACGUGAGGUGCGCACAUCGCAUCGAUUAUUUCUCGCGCAUCAUUUUCCCCAUCGCCUUCUUCAUCCUCAACAUCUUCUACUGGGUCUUCUACAAAGUGGUGCUCAAAUUCAACUAGGAAAUUGAGCAAACCCCGCUCAGAUUCUGCCAACGUGCUGAGAAAGUACCCAUGUAGCACGCGUCAAUACCAUAUAUUUAUAAGCUGUAUUGUAUUUAAUUGCAUGCGCGUAUUGUCACGAAAACAAAGCAAAAUUAAAAAAAAUACACUUAAAUACAAAUGUACAGUAAAAUAAAUGUGGUAGCAAACAUUGGCAAGUUAAACAUGCCACACUAUUGGCUAAAUUUGCCCCAGAAUGAGCAAUGCUCAUGCAACACAGCAAACUGAAACAUAUGACUUUACGGGGGAAGAUGUGUGAUCAUACUGCACCAUACUGGUUUGUGUGGCUUGGCAAAACUAUUCACUUGACGUGGAAAUACUGACAAGGAGGUGACGCCAGCCACAUUAUAAUUUUCAGAAUCGAUUACCCAGGAUAUUGUAUCUAAUUGGUGACCCCUGGAUGGUAAGUCCCAAGUUGCCAACCAUUACAUCAUGGUAGCUGCUUUCGUUGCUCAGUUAAAAAAUAUUGUACGUUCAUUGCCAGACAAAUGUUAAUGUGUAGCAAGCGGGUAACCAUUUAUAUGAUGCGAUUAUCGGUAAUACAAAAAUAACUUUAAUGAAUCUAGUAAGAACAGGAAAAGUUCUUUUUUGACAAUUGCUGUAUUUAGGCAUUGUAUAAUGACCUGGAAAUUACUUUAAAAAAUUACUUACAAUUCUACUGGAGUAACCCCCAACCCCAAAUAUUAGCAUUAAAUACGUAAUAUCUCACGUUAUCCAGGUGUAUUGUGAGAUAGGUAAAGUGAAUUACAACUACCAUAUAUGUUACAUAUACCAUUGUAUAGCUUUAUGGGCGGAUUUAUUUCUGAUUUCAUCACCAGCUGUAUUAACCCAUAACUUUUCGUCGGUCAUAGAGCGGAAAUGUGAAGGUAUGUGAAAUGUGAAGGUAACUCGCCCCAAAGUUAUCUCCUUUCAUGAUUAAUAUGUACUGGUAUGUGUUAAUUAUUUCUAGUAAUAUCAACCAGGAAGAUUAACAAGUAUAAUCAUUGACAUUUGUAAGGCCCAUUUCUUCCAUAGAUCCCAAUGUGCCGUAAUUAUAAUUCACAUCUGCUUCAAAAGUAGAAUAAUCUACAAUGUCAAUCAGUAAUCAAAUUUACAGUUGGAUUUCAA
Petromyzon marinus (sea lamprey) is the source of this 2743-nucleotide messenger RNA. Its product is annotated as glycine receptor subunit alpha-2-like. Gene Ontology annotation, cellular component: membrane. Gene Ontology annotation, molecular function: transmembrane signaling receptor activity; extracellular ligand-gated monoatomic ion channel activity. Gene Ontology annotation, biological process: monoatomic ion transmembrane transport. Lineage: Eukaryota; Metazoa; Chordata; Hyperoartia; Petromyzontiformes; Petromyzontidae. The record is from RefSeq and is a predicted model, not a curated record.